Molecule: messenger RNA, 2970 nt
Organism: Drosophila kikkawai
Lineage: Eukaryota; Metazoa; Arthropoda; Insecta; Diptera; Drosophilidae
Source: RefSeq, a predicted model, not a curated record
AUAGCGAUACCCAUCUCCAAGUUUAGCCCCGCGACCAAUUUGCAUAAAAACAUUUGUUUGCUGGGCCCAAGCACACGGCGUGCGCUUUAUUCCGAUUCUAACCGCCUGCAGGUGCUAGCUUCCGCCCUGGGAACCAAGCCGCCGUCGCCAGCACCCACUCCGCUGCAAGUGCACAUGCAAAUCUAAUUCUGACAACAACAAAAAGAGCUUUGGAGCCUAUUGAGCAGCGACUUCGAGUGUUUUGUUAUUCGCCGCAUAAGUCGUCCCGUUGCGAAUACUAAUGCGAAUCGAAAGUAAAAGCUAAAGGCCAUAAACGGUAAAUUAUGUAAAGUAUUGGGCCAACAACAAGUCGUUCGUGGGUGCGUGUGUGUGUGUGAGUGCGCUUAUCAGAAAAGUUUAAUGGAGGCUGCGCCGGUAAUGCGUUCUCAGUCUCCAUUUCUCCUCCCACAUCUUUAGCAGCAAAGGCAACAACAGCACGGCGCGGCGAACAACAAAGUAACGGUAAAUAGUCGCCCUUUGUCGAGCGGGACAUAAAAAAGCACAAGUCGCCUUGCACAUUGGACACCAUUUUUCGCAUCGCUAGUUCAGUGGGACACCGCACACAUCGCUCCACAUAGCAUCAUAUGCUGUAGCUACAUACAUACACAUAUUGCCCUCACCUUGCACCCGUCAUCUCAUCUCGUCGUUUGGCCCUGCGCCAAGAAAUUAACCCCAUCAAGGCGACCACGCGGCUCAAGUUGAGGGCGUUAACAGAUGCAGUUCCCUUGGAUCAGUCGCGAAAUAAUGUUGACAACCGCAAACUGCAGCCGCUAUAAUAAUGAAGAGGACAAAAUAAACAAAUAAAUGCUCAAUGACUGACAUUUGCGUUGUAAGCAAGAAUCUAUCGAGCCAGCGAACUACUAUGGUUUAAUGCGAAAUAACAACAUCAGAGUCGACAAAUUUGCCACUUGGCUGAAGAAGGAAAACCCAGAAAGCCAUCAGACUGGAGGCCUCACUCACCCUGAAGCGCAUCUUUGCCCGCAAAAUUGGCUACAAGGCGAAGUCCAAGUCAAUUUUAGCGGCCAUGCGCACGAAACACUUGAUCCUGCUACUGAUCGGAGUGAUAAUCGCCACGAUCGUCUUCAUCGCAUUCGGGCCAGCAGGCGAGCCGAACGAUUCAUUCAAGAACAUUGUCGUCCAGACCCACCAGCAGUUCAAAGAGUUUCAGGAGAACCUGCGCGUUGGCUUGGAACACAAGAAGUUUGAAAUAGAUCCAAAGUACUUGCUACUCCUGGGAUUCGCGCCAUCCAAAGAUGCCUCAUCCCAACAGCAACAGCAACUGGAACUGGAGCAGAGAGCGUCGAGUCACCAGCUGCCCAAGACAGAUCUGCCAGCUUCAGCCACCAAAGCAGAACUGGAGCUCAGCGAGCUGCGAGGCCUGCAGCAUGCCCAGGAUGCCGUCACCUUCGGUGGCCGAGGAGGAUCGCGUGAGCAACGGGGUCAGCGCAGGCGAAUCACCACGCCCUUCAAUGGCACCAAGAGCAACUUCACCAUUGUCACCUAUGUGCUGGAGGGGCAGGCGGCAUCAGCCAUCCUGCUGGCCCAGAACAUUGCUGCAAAGCUACCCAGCGAGUACCUGCUCAUCUAUGAUUUGGGCGUGUCCGAGGAACAGCUGCGCGACCUGGGCGUCUACUGCAACAACAGUCGGUGCUCGGUGAUCACCUACGACCUGACGGAGUUCCCCUCCUUCGUCGGUGAUCAAAGAACGCACGCCUACCGGCCCAUCGUGAUAAAGGAUGGCCUGAUGAGGGCCAAGUCGGUGCUGUUCCUGGAGAAUCACAUGAGGGUGCGGGGUGGCUCCGCUCAGUUGCAGAAAUUGCAGAGCCGCGUCAUAGGCGAUGGAUCUCUUGGAGUCCUUGGAUGGAACACACCGACUGCUGUGUCCUCGCUGACACAUCCCAAGAUGUUCGACUACUUUGAGUCAAAUGCUGAGAACUUUAUCUUCCUGCGGAUGGUCGACCUGGACGCAGUUUUCUUCUCGGACUCGCCUGAAGUCACCGAGAAGAUCAUGCUGCCCUGGCUGAAGUGCUGCCUCACCCUCGAGUGCAUCGAUCCAAUCGGUGCCCAAUCCAAUGGCUGCAAGUUCAACAAGAAGCCACUGUACCGGUACUCCGGCUGUCAUGGCUACGAUGCGUCCGCCUUCAACAUCGUGCUGGGUCUCACCUCCCACUUGGACAACUCGAAGUACUCGCUGCCCAGCGACAGUCCCCGGAACAUGUUCUACAAGGAGACCCUGGAGCAGGCCACUCGAAUACUGGAGAGUAGGCGGCGCAACAGCAGCGAGACAUCCGACCAUCCCUUUACGGACGACUGAGGAGGAAGUGGAGCAGUACCUUUGAUUGGAACUGGACGUGGGACUAGCCAAAGCAUUUGAUACAACGUUUUCUACAGAUACACACACUCACACACUUGACACACUCAGGAGCCGGCGGAACAAAAGCAAGAUUAGUGGCGCCAUUGCCGAGAAUUCGGAAACAAAAGUCCUUAAUGUAGAUUAGCUAACAAGCGAACGCGCAAGCGUUUGACAAACGCUUUGUGUUGUCCUAGACCAGAGCACAGUAAAUUAUCGUAGUGUAGGCGUAGGAUGUUUAAGAUGAACGUAUCAAUACAAUACAUAUAACAAUUUAGUCAAGCCCUAGUUACUUACUUAACGAGAUCUGCAUUAAUACCCCCUGUGCGUGCGACUGUUGCCGAGCAUCGAUAAUUGUAAUUUCCCGCGUUUAGUUAACCAUCUGCCCCCCCUUCCCUCCCCCACACUGUACAUACAUAAGAAGGAAAAUCAAAUGGCAUACAUUUUGUGAUUGUAUUUUAUAGUUACUCCACGUAGACACUCACGUAUAUAGUAUAUGAAUAUAUAAAUUUAAUGUAAACUGUCCUAGAACAAGAUGAGCCAAAAAAGUAAGUUAAUAAAAUCCUGAAUUACCAAAACCA